Tricharina praecox is the source of this 6912-nucleotide messenger RNA. RefSeq lists its product as uncharacterized. The transcript has 3 exons. Lineage: Eukaryota; Fungi; Ascomycota; Pezizomycetes; Pezizales; Pyronemataceae. The coding region runs from base 1 to 6912 and encodes 2303 amino acids. The record is from RefSeq and is a predicted model, not a curated record.
AUGAAGGGGUGGGUAGACAAAGGCUAUGAUAUCAGCAUAGGGGGCCAAGGUGCUUGCAAAGACGUUUUUCCAGAAGAGCGGAGAAGCAAGGUUGAAGCGAGCGAGGUGUUUAUCAGCAUUCCCGACCCAAGAGAAUGGGACGCAUAUGUGGACACGUUGCGAGAAGAAAAGCUGAGGGCGCUCGGAGUGAUACCUGACGAUGGUCCAUUAACACACUCAGGGUCCGGAGGAGAAACGCCUUUGUCUCUUAUGCAGAGUCCCGCACAACAUGCCAUGAAUAUGUUCUCCCCGCCAUCACUGACCGCAUCAGCAAUGAGCAAUCCUCAUUCGAUGCAUCCGCAUGGGCCUUUCAAUCCAUUUUCUCCCAUAUCGAUCCCGGCGAACGGCACCCCCGUGCCAUCACUGAUGUCGCCUGGUGGUCAACCAGCUCAUCUUGCGUUCCACCUGCCCCGCCAGUCAAUAUCGGCAACCCCGUCGAACCAAAACGAUUGGGACCCGUACUCGGGGAUGUAUACCCCUCCAAUCCAGCAGCAUACUCCCCCGAAUAUGAACGGAUCUGGCGGCUGGGCUCCUUUUACUAUGCGCAACGGCUCUCCCGGAAUGAUGAAUAUGCCAAUGCACGGCCAUUCGGGCAGCCAGUUUAACCUCGGAGGAUACCCUAUGCCAAUGGAGAGCCCAAUGGGGGAUCCUUAUGUUCCCCACCACGGGCUCGUUGGCCAGGAGCGCUUCCAUCACCAACAGAUGCGUCGUGGUUCGCCAUUGGCGCAUGUUAGACACCCGGUCCAGCCAGAGCCAGCACCAGAAGCGCCAUUGUACCCAGGACUCGCAAUCAUCGAUGCUCCUGUACCUAAGCAUCGCCAUCAGCUCAGCGUCACACUUCAAAAAGAGUUCGAGAACACCGAGGCUUACCAGCUAGAAGAGGCAAGGCGGGCAAAAGAAGGCAUCAAAGAGCCCGAAGCCGAUGGGUUUGCGACAAAUCCCGUUUCACCAGUGCCAGUUCAAUUUCCCCCACAACCGGACAUGCCGAACGUCGAGAUGGAUGUGCACAAUGGACCCGAGCUGGCUUCGAAUCCUGAUGACGAUGUGAUGUCUGACGUUGAGGCGGAGAAGCAGAAUAACAUCCACGAAGCUCAUGUCCGCGGCGGCAGUGUCGAGUACCCGCAGGGCCCCUACAAUGUCGAUUUGGCUCCCCUGCAUCCGUCAUAUGUACCCCAGACACAGUUCCCCGUUCCACACAGCCGCGAGCAGUCGCUUUCUCAGAUGCAGCACGAGCAUGAGACUAUAGAUCCCAUUCAGAACUCCGCAAUGUCGAUGAUGAUGAUAGGCGAGGGCAUGGGUGGUGGAAAUCGCAACCCGGUGGCAGCCAUUCACGACGAACUCCUCAGCGAGGAUGGCCGGACCAACAUCUCGGAUAUCGUCACCAACCCUAGCGAGCCCUCAAGUCCUGAGCGUAGGUUCUCGAACACAGCCAGCCACGCACACCAUAUGUCAAACACCAGUGCUACGUGGACUGCAGACCAUACCAAGAAUGCCUUGUCGAAUUCGUCGGCCACGAAGCCAAAAUUCAACGUCAACGCAGCCGAGUUCAAAUUUGAGCCUUCCUUCAAUUUUGUUCCCAAGGGCAAUGCAUUCACCCCUACAAGUCAGAUGGCCCCGGUCACCUCUCCAGAGAGUCAUACCAGGGAUCACAGCUCUGGCUCAACCGGUGGUUUCGGUGGUUUCGGCGCCGGAUCAAACGCCAGUACCUUCCGUCCGAGCUUGGGUAACACUAGUGCCUACGCCUCGAUCUUCGAGAAAGGCGCCGCUGCAUUCAGCCCCAAUGCUCCGGAGUUCACACCGUCUUUCGCACAGGCCACGCCGCCGGCACUGCCGCCGGCGUCGCCGCCUCACCAAGCUGCUGAACCUAUAUUCACCGAAGUCGUUCGACAGCCUCCUAUGAAGAAGGCCAUUCCCAUUGUCCGACCACCCAGUCGCGAGUCGGAGGCUGGAGAUGAUAGGAGGGAUAGUAUAUCAACAGAGAGCCGCAAGAGGGUCAAGCAUGAGCCUACCAAGAGUAUUGUUAAUGAAACCGAGGACUCUUUCGCCGAGUCUUUGUCGCCGCUAUCACAGAAUGAUAUGGACAACAUGGUCGAACUUGCAGAGCUGGAAGACCUAGAGGAACCUUCCGACCAUGACAGCGAGAGCGAAAAUGAAGAUGACCUGGACGACGAGGAUGAUGAAGGUGAACAGCUAAUGAAGGCACCCCUGGAGGAAGUUUUGGGAUCCUUCACGCCCUUCGAGUUCCGGAGCACGAAUGAUGCCGAAUCGUUUGCCAACGCUACGCCUAUGAAUGAUUAUGAGCGCCCCGUCCCGAGGUCAAAUGGCCCCGAGCGUGAGAUUCUUUCGCCUGAUGAGGCGUACAUCGCUAUCACCGCUCAGACUCCAUCGCCAUCGCCUUCACCGCAGCCUUUCAAGUUCUCCGCUAGCCCAUCACUCAAACCGACUGGCCAAGAUUUCAACUUCGAGUUCCCUUCGGCAGCCACACCCCCCAAGAAGUCGUAUGGUAUCGUCGAGUCCCGAUAUGCGCAUACGCCGUCGCCUCCUCCUUCCGAGCCAGCGCCCUCUCCACCUAUGCCCAACAGUCCGUUCUUGCCGCCCAGACCCGCAACACCAUAUACUGGAGAUGUUGAUCCGGAGAAAACGGAAGUCGACAGACCAAUGCCAACUGACGCAGAGUUGAACGAGGUCAUCCAAUACAUGGACGAGACUAAUGUCGUCUACCUCGAGCAACCCUCCGAACAAUCGGAAGACGAUGAGGAUGCAGAGGGUGAGGAAGUUAGCGACGAGGAUGCUAGUCACCAAGGCACCAUCUCCUGGCAACGAAAUGCCAACACCAGCAGGCCUUUCAUGCCAAUGUCCGAUGAGCAGACCCCGAUAAAGCAGAGUAAACGCCUUCACAGUGCUGGACCUAGUCCGAGUCCGCGUCGUGCCGACAUUACGUACCGUCACCGUGCCUCCUCAUUCUCCCCCGACGAGCCAAUUCCGGCUCACGCACUCGGUGGCAAUCCCUCUGCCCCUCCCCAAGAAAUCAGAGCCGCAGACAGUGAUUGGGAUGAUAUGCUCUCGGAUGAACACGGUGGAAAGCUGCGCCCGCAAAGCCGUUUGUUCUUUGACGCACACGUCGAGGAACUCGUGGGUGGACUGUUCCAGCGCAGACUCGACCCAGUCAUCAGUGCUCUUGCGACUAUCAAUGAUACACUGACCGCAAUGUCCGCCUUCAGCUCGACUAGGAGUCUCGGCGAGUACGCUACUAGUGACGCCGACGACGAGGAAGAAGACGAUACCGAGGAUCUCGUGCCGCAUAAAACUCCGCGGGAUAGAAAACUUCAGAAGAUCAAGGCGGCGUUGUCCGAGGUGUUGUUGGCUCAGCGGAGUGGAGGUGCAAUCUCCGAGCAGAAUCUUGAGGCGAUCAAGGAUGCGGUUGUUAAUAGCAGCAUUCAAAGCCAUGACUUUGCUGAGGUCAAGUCUGCCAUUGCCGACAUGCUUGAAAAGGCUGCCGGCCACGAGGACUUGUCCGAGGUGAAGACUACCCUGGGGGAUAUUGCCGCAAGGGUUGCACAAAGCGCCGAAUUGGUCGACCUUAAAGCCACCGUUUCCGCGGCUGCUCGGGAAACCGCUCAGGCUUGCGCCACGGCCCUGCAGGGUACCGCUAAAUCCCAGGAUAUGGCUGCUGUCAGGGAGAGUGUGGUGACGCUGAGAGAUACUGUUCGCGAUGCCGUUGAUGAAAUCGUGACCAAUGUUAGCGACAGGGUUGACGAUACGAAGUUCGCGCUUCAGGACGUCCUGAUGCGAGCCGCUCAACGCAGCGAUAUUGCAGAAGUCAAGGCCGCCAUCGCCAACUCGAUGAACAACGCUGCUCGGAAGGAAGACCUUAUUCCUCUACACAACGUUCUUGCCGAAACAUUCUCGAAAUCUGCAAAGACGGAUGAACUCGUCGAGUUGAACCGUAUCUUGGUCGAGAUCAUGAACACUGUGACAAGCAAUGACAUUGGGCCGACACAUCUCGAGAUUCUUCGCCUCAAGCAGGAGAACGAUCAGUUUGGCCCUCUGCUGCAUGAGGUGCUUCGGCUCACUCAGGACUUCUCGGCAAACAUGGAGUUCCACCAGGAGGCCCAGCAGGAAACCGCCAAGGAGGGUCAAGCCACGCUCUCUACCCGUAUCAGCGAGGUCUACUCUGCCGUACGGGAGAUGACAACGUUCGUUCAAUCCAGUGCUUCCAAGGGUGACAUGCGCCGCAACCUUGCGGAGCAAGGACAGAAGGAGGAUGCCGCAAUAAUUAAGAUGUCAAUCGCAGAGACCAAACUGCACAUCCAGGAGCUCGCAAGGGUGCAGCCCACUCUCGAGGAUUUCCACUCGGUUGUUGAUAAGGUCACCACCAAUCAACCAAAGAUUGACGAAUUCAAGUCAGCAAUGGCGGAAGCCGUUGCUGCUACAGUCCCGGGCUUGGACGAUAUCAAGAAAAGUCUUCGAGACAUCAUCAAAGAAGACCCUACUGGAGUUGCAGAAUUUAAGAGGGCGGCCGAGGAGGACCGGCAGCGCAAUGUGGAGGAGUUCCGGACGGUGGUCAACCAGGCUUCUUUGAACAACCCUUGGUCUCAACCAUCUCUGGAUGAUUUCCGGGCCCUCAUGGAAGAUGUCAUUUCCAAGCAGCAGAUGUUUAUUCCCCUCAACUUUGACAGCCCCGAGGACAGCGAUUCCAAGGAGAAUUUGAAGUUGAAGAUUGAGGCCUUGGAGAGGGAUGUUGCGCUCUUCCAGAAGCGUGGUGACGAGGAGGUGGAGAGGAAGCGACAGUGGCAGGAGAAGACGAUUGAGCUGGAGACGAAACUCAAGCUUGCCGAGGAAGAGGCAGCCAAGCACCGUGAGGUGGCCGAAGAGAAGGACCGUCGUCUGAAAGCCUCCGACGAGAAACGACACCAGACGCUCACAUCGGCCCAGAUGCGGAGUGCACUGCUCGAGGGUGCACACUCAUCCCUUCAAAAGUCCAACGGUGAGCUCGCGGCAAAGAAUGCUGAGCUCGAGGGAGCUAUGCGGGAAGCACAGACGAGUGAGGAGAAGCACCGAGGAUGGAAUCUGCAGUUGGAGAACGAGAAUAAGGAGCUGAGGAGAGCCAUCGAAGCCCUGAAGUCAGAAACGGAGGAAAGUAUCAAAGUCCGAGAAUCCUUCCGUUCGAAGUUUGACAGAGUUCAGGAGGACAUGCGUCGCCUGUCAUUGGAAAUCGGACAAGAGCAGGGCAAAUGGAGAAAGACCCAGGAGGAGCAGAAAGCUCGAACCGAAGUCCUCGAAGCAAAACUGGCCGCCGAGAUAAGCAGAAGCCAGGGGCUCGAGGGAGAGGUCCGGCGACUUGAGGUCGAGGAGAAGGAAUCCAUUCGACUCAGGAUCGAGACCGAACAACUGCACAGGGCCACUGUCAAGGCCGAGGAACUAAUUACCGAGCUGAGACACGAAUCCAUCGAGAAUCAAUCCCGCAUUGCUCAGCUCACCCAUGAGGUUGCCCAAGCCCGCGAAUCUGCCGGAGAUGAGGUGAGCAGGGUUAGGUCAACUCUCUACCAAGAGAUGGAUGUUGUCAAUGUCGAGUUGUCUUCCGUCCGGAAAGCUUUGGAGACGGAGGUUGAGAAGGGUCGGGCUGAGAAGGAGAGGUUGGAGCGCCUAUUGGAAGAAACACAAAUUUCCAACGCAGCUGCACUCCAACAGGUCGUGCAAGAGAAGGCUAAGGCCCUGGAGGAGGCGGCAGAGUCUAAGGCGGCAGCACUCGAGGACCAGCAUCGUAAGAACGAACGUCAGCUUGAUGAUGAACGGAGCCAACACGAACGGGCGUACCGCAUCGUCACAGAAGACGCUGAGCGUGAUCAAUACUUCCUGCAAGAGCGACUCACCAUUGCUCAAUCCGAGACCAAGAACCUCCGCGACCACAUCAACAGCUUGCAGAUCCAGGUCAGGACGCUCAACGAGAACUUCAAGAUCGCCAAUGUUGCUGCUCAAGCGGCCGCCCAGGCUGCAACUACGGUUAGAGAGAUGACAGCACCAAAUGUUUCCGACGAGCGUGCUCUUCGCGAGUCGGUACAUGUCCUCCAGAACCAACUCCAGCAACGCGAGACUCGCAUCGACCAGCUAGAAAGCGAGCUUGCUGAUGUCAACAUCAACAGCUCGAAGCUGAAGGAGAUCGAGGGUCAGCUCAACAUGUACCGUGAACUGCUCGACCUCCGCAUUGACGACCUCGAGGAGAUUAUCCACACGUGCAACCUCCCGCAUCUCGACCGGGGCAGCCUUCGGGAUGCCGCCACGCGGCUAAGGGCGAGCUUGGAGAUGCAGCUUCAUGAGAAAGAGCGUGCCAUGGGCAUUACCAAGCCCGAAGAAGAAAAUACGUUGGCUAGUGUUUCGCAUGCUGCCGCGAAGCUUCCCGGCGUAGCUUCGGCUGCCUGGCAGACGUGGAAGAAUCGGGGAAGGACCUCUGGUGAUGUCACGCCUAGGGACACACCGCCUUCGUCAGUACCUUCUCGACCAACAUCCGCCGCUAGUGGGUUCUUGAACGGUAUCCUGGCUCCUCCCAGUAAUACCCUGACCGGAGCUCGAAGGUUUGGUGCUGGGUUCGGCCGCAGCAACGCACCUGCCGAUGUCCCUUCAGCAACACCGAGGGCUCCGCCGACUGUGAGAGCGAUGGAAAAGCGGUCCACUCCCUACACCGGUCGACGACCAAUAGGUUCUUCGCCAGGACCAUCAAAUGCACUCUUUCGCAAGGACAACUACGAUGCGGACGCGGACAGUAGCGUGUUGAGCGGAGAGUUCUACGACGACGAUGGGGACAAUGCUACCGAGACUGGAGACGACCACGGUGAUAUGGAACCCUUCGGAAUGAGCCCGUACACGCGGCAUUGA